Messenger RNA from Electrophorus electricus (electric eel), 3700 nucleotides. RefSeq lists its product as uncharacterized. Lineage: Eukaryota; Metazoa; Chordata; Actinopteri; Gymnotiformes; Gymnotidae. Gene Ontology annotation, cellular component: nucleus. Gene Ontology annotation, molecular function: DNA binding. The record is from RefSeq and is a predicted model, not a curated record.
GACCGCAUGAAGAAGAAGAAGAAGAAGAGAAAACGCUUUCUACCGUGAAGAUUAGCUAGCUACGGAUUUACAAUCCGCGCUUCGAAGUUAAUAUGGACAGUCGUGGAUUUGGUUUAGGGUUCUCUAGCUGGGGAGAAAGCUCUUCCAGCAGAGGCUCAGGAAGCUACGACCUCUAUGGCUACAAGGACUCCAUGUCAGGUGGAGGUGCUUAUGGCGGAGGAGGGUUCGGCGGCAGCGGUGGUGGGGGGCAGAUGAAGAGUAGUCUGUCGGGGGCACCUCUCCUGUCGGCAACGCGAACGAAUGCGGACGAUGUUAUUGCCAAAAUAAACCAACGGCUCGAUGUGCUGGCGCAGCUUGAGGGGGGUGUGUGUGGAGGCAGACGGAGGGACAGGUUUGACCAGUACGAGUCUUACGACUCGCGCUCCUCUGCCCUUGGCCCACGUGAUCUCUACAGUUCCGGUAACUAUGGUUAUGGUGACUCCCGGGGCGACGUGAUGGCCCAGCGUGGAGGUAUGGGCUUCGGGGCGAUGGGAGGAGCAGGAGGGGGUGGCGGCUUUGACGGACUCUCCUCGUAUGGACCUGCCCAAAUGCGGCAGGUUCGAGAUGCCUUCUCAGGCUCCAGCUGGGGGGCGGGGCAGAUAUCUCCGCAGAGGGGCGGGGCACAAGGAGGGCACGGCUUUGGCCGUUGGCAAGAUUCCUCCUCUGUGGGGGGUGGAGGUGGGCGGAACGGAGGGCAAGGCCCCUCCCCCUCAGGACGUGGCAAGCUGCCGUCGCUCCUGGCCCACCGCAUGUACCCCGAGAGUGGGGCGUACCAGCCCCAGCAUGGCUCCCAGGACUAUCCUGUCCGGCACUUUGGAGGGGGCCAAAGGGCCAACCGAAAACGCACCCGCAAGAGGCCCCUCAACCGACAGCAGCAGGUAAAACCUCAGCCAGAGGUGCAGAAGAAGAGGAAACAGAGUCUGACUGCAGCUGAUGAGCCGGAGUCUAAAAUGGGAAAGACAGAGUUGGCAGGAGAGGAUGCAGCCACCUGCGAGCCAUCUGAACAGAAGGUGGAAUGGAAGAAACCCUGCACUCCUGCCACGGUCACCACACAAGCAGCUGAAGAGAAAACCACUGGUUUGUCUAUUAAAGAGGAGAUCGCUCAGCUGAGAAUGAAGCUCCAGGACCGGCAGCUUCCCCGUUCUGCCGACACAGACUGCGAUGCUGCAGAUCAGGGAGUAAAGAAGGAAACUCUGAUUUCAGCCAUGGUAGACUCUGAGUGUCAGAUCUCCGAAGCUGAAGGAGAGUGUAGCACUCUGUCCAUUGAGGAGGAGUUGUCACAUUUGAAGGCCAAGCUGCAGAGUGAACAGACCCCGCUCACUGAUGAUAAACCUAAGAAAAGACGGGGCUUCUUUGAGAUGUCAGGGAUCAAGAUAACUGCUCGGAGGAUAUCCUUUGCAUGUUCCAUCUGCAAGUUCCGCUCAUUCUACAGCGAGGACAUGGUGAAACAUCUGGAGAGCAAGUUCCACAAAGAUCAUUUCAAGUUUCUAUCCAACGAGUUGUCCAAACACACCAUGGACUUCUUGCAGGAGUACCUGAAUAUUAAGCAUAAGAAGAUGGAGAAUACAUUGUGUCAAAUAACAAAUCACAGUGCUGCCAUCUGUCAGGUGUUGAAGGAGCAAGACCUGACCAGAGACAUCGGUAUGGAGCAUUUCAUGAGGAAGGUGGAAGCUGCUCACUGUGCUGCGUGUGACAUGUACAUCCCCAUGCAGUACAAUCUGAUCCAGAAACACCUCAGAUCACCCGACCACAACUACAACCGCAAGUAUAUGAUGGAGGAGUCCAAGAGGUCUGGUCUGUCUGUGGCCCGCAGUAUCCUCAACCACAAAAUCAUCCGCAAAAAACUGGAGAGCUACCUAAAGAAUGAAAACCCAUUCCCAGAUGACCAGGAAGAUCAGGACCCAGAGGACCCCUUGGCAACAGAAGACAUGCCAGAAGCUGGUCUGCCCAACGAGAGCCAGAAGCUGAAAACAGGAGAGACAGGGUCAGCAGGUGAUGGGGCAGAGCCAGCUGCAGAGGCUGUAGAAAAUGGAAAGGAGCUGGAACGCAACGAGGAGCACAAGCCUGAAGACGUGAAGGUGGAUGGUGGCGUGAAAGAGGAGGAACUGGUAGAAGAGGAAGAUGAAAAAGAGGGUGUGGAUCUGGGAGAGGAGGAGCUAGGAGAGGGGCUGGCUGACCUGUAGGGGACAGUAGUGAGCUCUCAGGGCUCUUCUCCACAGCUAAUGUCUCACUCGUGUCUUUAUAUAGAACCGUUGGACAGAGAAGUUCUGGUGGAGUUUCACAUUGGCUGAGGUCACGGGCAAGUGACCAAUGGGACGCUAUCUUUUAAAGUUGCUUGUUUUUUUUCUGACCAAGACCAGUUUUUCCAUUUGUUUUUUGUUUAAAGCUGGAAUUGUAGCCUGACGACUGACUUUAUACCAGUGUGUUUCCAGUUUCACGUUUUCCUUGCUUUAUGACUUUAGGAUUGUUCAUUUCUGAAUUCAAAUAAGAAAAUGCAAAUGUAUGCAGGAAACAUGCAAAUCACCAAUACUGAGCUCUGAGUAUUGAAUCUGGUGUCUUAUAACCACUGGUUGUUAAUUACACACAUCAUUACACAUUAUUCAUCUCACAGUUACUUUGGUAGGAUACUACAUUCUCUCCACCAUUCAGCCAUCUCUGUUCGGCCAAUCACGUGUUGUUACUUCACCCUCAUGAGUCCAUGUUGAUUGUCAUUCCUCUGUUUUAACCUAUCCCAUCUGUUUAGCUCCUGCCAUGAUCUAACACACCUUGCACUCAUUUCUCUCAUCCAGAUUAAUCUGGGACUAAGAAACAUUUCCCCUGAUGGUUCACCUCUGGCACUGCUUAGCGCUGUAACUGAAGUGUCCAGUAGGCUCAGAGGCGUCUGACGUUUUGUUAUAUAUCCAUUACCUUUGUGUCUUUGUUAGUGUUGUAUUCUUAUCAGGUAUUCCUUUUCCUUUGGUGUGAUGGGACUUAUCAACCCUUUGUCCCUCUUGAAGAGCUGCACCCUACCUGUGCUUGUGCUUGUAAUAUAUUGGCAGUAGAAUGAGAUUUGAUCGGUUGUCAUUACAGACAAAUAUUAGAUGAUUUUUAUAGUUUAGAAAGCCAUUGAUUUUGUGAAUUGCAAAGUGUUGGUAUGGUCUGGAAGGAGCGUGCAUGCAAGCAUUGUUGGAUCAGUGAUAAUGGAGGCCGCCAGUCUGAUAAUGGAGGCUAGGCAUGCAAGUUGUCACCUAUGGUACAGUCUGUACCACACUCUACUUUAACUGGACUGUACCUGUGGUUUUCAGGACCGUACAUGAGUGGUUUGCAGCAGAUGCUCACAGAGGGAUACAGCUAGCUGUAGUUAAUUUUCAGUGCUAAACAAAUCCUGUGUUGGAUCAAAGUGCAAGGACCAUAUGUUGCAAGCAUUUGAAAUAAGAUUUUUAACACAUUUCGUUGUACUUCUAGGGAUGGCAGAUAUUCUAUUAGAUUAAAUAGAAUUACAGAAUCUGACAAUGGGAAAUGUUUUUACUACGGUUUCCUCCUGUGACAUGAUGCUUGAUGAAGAUUUUAAUCUGUCGUGUUAUAUCCCAUACAAACAUGCAUCUGCACAUCUGCAUUUUUGGGUAAUAUCUGUUAAGGGGCCAUUCUCUUUCACAAAUAAAAAAUAUUUGAUAUACCAUUU